AUGGUGAACUCCCUCCUUGCCUGGACUGAGGAUGAGCUCCAGUACCUAAAAGCCGUCCUGCGAUGGAAGGAUUCGCCCUCGGAAGAAUACAAGCGACUUUCCGAUAGUGGCGCAAAUGAUGCGCUCUCCAACCUCGAUCCGCACAAUUCGACAUCGCCACAAGAACCCAAACAAGAGGAAAUCAAGAUCCUCAUUCUCGGCGCAGAGGGAGUAGGAAAGACGACACUCGUUCAGAAGUUCUCCAAAACUCAUCGCCACCCCUCCACCUCGAAACCCAACCGAUACCUCCUCCCCCUCCCCUCAGAUAGCUCUUCCAGCAGCGAGAACUCAACAGCCUACACCCUCCAUACCCUCGAGCUCCCCCACCCCUGGUCUACCACCACGCGCACCACGCACCCGCAUCUAUGGACACGCACCCUCACUGAGUACGAUGGUGCCCUCAUCCUCUACUCCGUUACCGAUCCAUCCUCCCUACAACACGCCAUAUCCAUCGCCUCCGCCAUCUGCGAGCACUUUGCGUCCCUCCCACAGUUCAGCGAGAACUUGGUGCCCUUCAACAAACCGAUCGGCCGAGGAUCCAAGGCGCAUUAUCUUCACCUCAAAAAGACAACCAGAAACGUGGUCAGAGAAUUCGCCAUGGUGAUGGUGGGAAACAAGAAUGACGUGGAUAUCCUGGGCGGCGCUGCUAUUGCUGCUACUGCCGCUGCCGCUGCUGGUUCACUGAGCGGACUCGGACUCGGACUCAGUGAAAUUGGAGAGAGAAAGGUGUCAACCAAGGAAGGAAAAGAAGCCGCCAAGAAGCUGGGACUGGGUGAGUCGUGGUUUGAGACGUCGGCGGGUGUGACGGGGGAGAAUGUCGAUGCGGUUUUCGUGCAGGUGGCUAGGGAGGCGGUGAGAAAUAGGAAAGAGUAUAAGGAGAAGAAGGGUGAGAUUGAGAGGGGUGGGAGCAAGGGUUUGUUAAAGCGGGAUUCGGAGGUUGGGAGUACGGCGACGAGGAGUAAGUACGAUUCGGCCCCUGGUAAGAGCCUUUGA
Neurospora tetrasperma FGSC 2508 is the source of this 1032-nucleotide messenger RNA. RefSeq lists its product as uncharacterized. Gene Ontology annotation, biological process: small GTPase-mediated signal transduction. Gene Ontology annotation, cellular component: plasma membrane. The coding region runs from base 1 to 1032 and encodes 343 amino acids. Gene Ontology annotation, molecular function: GTPase activity; GTP binding; GDP binding. The transcript is spliced from 3 exons. NCBI's taxonomy places the organism in Eukaryota, Fungi, Ascomycota, Sordariomycetes, Sordariales, Sordariaceae. The record is from RefSeq and is a predicted model, not a curated record.